AUGUCUCCCACGAGCCAAUCGGCCUUUCAUACUGGCCUACAGUCCUACGACUGUCUGGACUCAACCUUACAAGAUUCAAGCUCCGACCUUGAUUCCUGCUCAGAUGAGUCCGAAGACGAAGACGAGCUUUCCAUGGUUAUACAAUCUCCUACCAAACUGGCCUACGAUAUCCACCGUCUUCCUCAAAAGGAGCAGGAUGCUGUGCGCGACGUCUUUGGCGAGCCGCCGGCUAUUGCGCUGCAGCAGUGCCGGCUCAUCGACAACACAUAUGCCUUUCAGAUGACUGAGCUCGUCACUCAGUCUGUCCGCAUUCGUGCCAAUGGCGACGGGUCAUCCUGUAUGACCUGCUCAUGUGGGCGCAACGAGGGAGAGGGCGACGCUGGAGAGCCCUGCUCGCACCUUUUCUGGCUCCUGGAUCGGCUCACGAAGCAGAUGCUCUACGACUAUGACGCCAGAACACCGCUGACCAUGACGCCGGCUGGCUUUGCCGAAGAGCUGGGUGAUCCGUUCACGGCCAUUGCGGAGCAUCACCUUGAUGUCCUGUCCUCCGGCUUGCACUGCCAGGUCAUUGACCCAGAGUCUAUCUAUGGGGACGAAGGAGACCUCGCUUCCCACCGCGUGCAAGAAUCACGCGAGCUCCUGGCUGCCGUCUAUGGGAUGAGUCCAGACGACUUCCGGCCGGACCUCUGUGAACAACGGCUGCUCGGGAAGAAGAAGGUGGUGAAGCGCAACGAUCUGGACUGCACCGUGCUCCGCAUGCUUCUCGACAACCCUCAUUUCUUCAGAUACUUUCAGUCGGCGGUAUCCCGGCCGCAAGAUGCCGUCAGUGACGCCCUCAGGAAGCUCUCACAGAGGGUCGACCGUGUGCUGCGCAGAUUCGACGCGUAUGCCGCCGAUGCCGCCUGCGCGGAGAGACGCUCGGCAGAGACGCUCCCCGACGUCUCCUGGGCGGCAAAGCACAUCAACGGGUGCAUCAAGCUCAUCAGAAACUGCAUCUUCACCCGCAACAGGCCUCUUCAGCCUAGCGAGGAGGAUGCCGCCGCUCGCACGCUGGUGCACAUUCUUUCUGCCGUUGUCUCCCGCAACCACGACGUUUUCCGCACGGAGCGGAACCUGUAUCUGCGCCUUAUAGGAGACGCAGACAGGGACGCAGACUUUGUUCUCGCGGAACUAGGUCUCAUUCCCGAGGCGGCGAGCCAGCACUUACACACGCUGGAGGCCAUCUUCGAGGAUAUCGGGAGUCACGGUGCUCCAGUGGGGUACUUUGAAAAGUUCAAGGCGCUGCUGGGGAGGUUGAGGGGGACUAGGAGGAGGAGCAGCGGUGGGUUGAAGAGGCAAGGCGAUGACGAGGACGAUGGCGGUGCUUUCAGGGAGUCGAAGAGGAUGAAGUAG
Messenger RNA from Trichoderma reesei QM6a, 1392 nucleotides. RefSeq lists its product as uncharacterized. NCBI's taxonomy places the organism in Eukaryota, Fungi, Ascomycota, Sordariomycetes, Hypocreales, Hypocreaceae. The coding region runs from base 1 to 1392 and encodes 463 amino acids. Gene Ontology annotation, molecular function: zinc ion binding. The record is from RefSeq and is a predicted model, not a curated record. The transcript is spliced from 2 exons.